Osmerus eperlanus (European smelt) is the source of this 2267-nucleotide messenger RNA. RefSeq names its product acyl-CoA synthetase long chain family member 5 (gene acsl5). Gene Ontology annotation, biological process: long-chain fatty-acyl-CoA biosynthetic process; long-chain fatty acid metabolic process; positive regulation of long-chain fatty acid import across plasma membrane. NCBI's taxonomy places the organism in Eukaryota, Metazoa, Chordata, Actinopteri, Osmeriformes, Osmeridae. The record is from RefSeq and is a predicted model, not a curated record. Gene Ontology annotation, molecular function: arachidonate-CoA ligase activity. Bases 114 to 2171 code for a protein of 685 amino acids. The transcript has 21 exons. Gene Ontology annotation, cellular component: endoplasmic reticulum; membrane; mitochondrion.
GGGAUAGUCCAACACACCUAUUAUCAGCACACACCUCGAGAGCAGUGAGUGACUUCUCAGAGGUCAGACAUUAAUUGAUAUUUGAAACCUGACAGAUCUGGAUACUGAACAGGAUGGAGUUACUUGUCCAGAUUUUGUUUUCUCCUCUGCCCUCCUCUGCCAUUUUUUCCUUGUUUGUCCUCGGCACUGCAGCCCUGGUCUAUUUAAACACGAGACCCAAAGCCCUGCGCCCUGCGGUGGAUCUUAAUUGCCAGACCAUAGGAAUUAAGAAUGGCGCAAGGAGGUGUGCCCUGAUGGAGGAUGACAACUUGAUAUCAUAUUACUAUGAUGAUGCCAAAACUCUAUAUGAAGUAUUUCAGAGGGGACUACAAGUAUCAGGUAAUGGACCAUGUUUGGGAUUCAGGAAGCCAGGGCAGCCCUAUGAGUGGCUGAAAUACAAACAGGUGAUUAACCGGGCGGAGCACUUGGGAUCAGGGUUGCUUCAUAGGGGCCUAAAGCCAACCCCAGACACCUUUAUUGGCAUCUUUGCUCAGAACAGACCAGAGUGGAUUAUUAGUGAGCUGGCUUGCUACACUUAUUCUAUGGUGGCAGUACCUUUGUACGACACUCUGGGAUCUGAAGCUCUUGAGUACAUUAUCAAAACAGCGGAAAUCUCCACAGUGCUAUGCGACAAACAGGACAAAGCUGAGACACUUUUGGAAAACUGUGAGGAUGGCAAAAUUUCUGUGCUCAAAACCAUCAUCCUUAUGGACUCUUUUGACCAUGAGUUAACUGUAAGAGGAAUUAAAUGUGGCGUUGACAUCUUACAACUGAAGGAUAUUGAGGCUAUGGGAAAAGACAAUCUACAAAAGCCAGUUUUACCAAAUCCAGAGGAUCUCAGUAUAAUAUGUUUCACCAGUGGCACUACAGGCAACCCAAAAGGAGCAAUGCUCACCCAUGAGAAUGUGAUUGCUGAUGCAGCCGGUGUGCUGAAAAGCUUUGAGAGCUCUUUUGCUCCUAAUCCUCAUGAUGUCAGCAUCUCAUUCCUGCCUCUUGCACACAUGUUUGAGAGGGUCGUUCAGACUGUGAUGUAUGGUGCUGGAGCCAAGGUAGGCUUUUUCCAAGGUGAUAUAAGACUCCUUCCAGAUGAUAUGAAAACGCUACAGCCCACCAUUAUCCCUGUAGUGCCUCGACUUCUCAACCGGGUCUAUGACAAGGUACAAAGUGGAGCACAGACUCCCUUCAAGAAAUGGUUGUUGAACUUUGCAAUCAACAGGAAGCAUGCUGAAGUGAUGGAGGGUAUCAUUCGAAAUGACAGCAUAUGGGACAAGUUAAUCUUUCACAAAGUUCAGGAAUCAUUUGGCGGACGAGUGCGUGUGAUGGUGACAGGAGCAGCGCCCAUUUCUCACUCCGUCCUUAACUUCCUUAGGGCGUCUCUUGGCUGUCAGAUUUUCGAGGCAUAUGGUCAGACAGAGUGCACUGCAGCCUGCAGCUUUACCAUGCCAGGGGAUGCCACAUCUGGGCAUGUCGGUGUACCUGUUCCUUGCAACAUUGUAAAACUGGUUGAUGUUGAGGAGAUGAACUACUUUUCUUCAAAUGGUGAAGGCGAGGUCUGCAUAAAAGGUAAAAACGUGUUCAAGGGCUAUCUGAAAGAUCCAGAAAAGACAGCAGAAGCCUUGGAUGAAGAUGGUUGGCUACACACUGGAGAUAUUGGCAAAUGGUUGCCGAGUGGAGUUUUGAAGAUCAUUGACCGCAAGAAGAAUAUCUUUAAGCUGGCACAAGGGGAAUAUAUUGCCCCGGAAAAGAUUGAGAAUGUAUACAUUCGCAGUGCACCUGUGGCCCAACUGUUUGUACAUGGAGACAGUCUACAGUCUAGUUUAGUAGCCAUUGUAGUCCCUGACGUGGAGGUCCUGCCUGUCUUCACUCAGACACUGGGAGUACAAGGAUCUUUUGAGGAGCUGUGCAAAAGCUCUGAAGUCAAAAAGGCUAUUCUCUCAGACAUGAUUAGAUUAGGCAGAGAAGCUGGGCUGAAGUCAUUUGAACAGGUAAAGGACCUACACCUGCAUUCUGAGCUUUUCACCAUUGAGAAUGGCCUACUCACUCCAACGCUGAAGGCCAAGAGGGCGGAGCUUAAAUCUUUCUUCCAAUCACAAAUUGACAUGCUUUAUGCCAAGAUCCAAUUACAGGCUUGAAAGGGCAGAGUACAAGUGUAACCAACUUUGCUACCAGUGAACAUUGGACCUCUCCACCUAGGGGACUUUCACAAUAAAAUAUGCCACUUAAUAUCA